Paramecium pentaurelia is the source of this 1376-nucleotide messenger RNA. The record is from the annotation of a GenBank genome assembly. Lineage: Eukaryota; Ciliophora; Oligohymenophorea; Peniculida; Parameciidae.
AUGAAAUUACUUUCUGAAUUUGCUUUAUUGAAUUUAGGAAAUUUAAUCUGUUGUCUUGGAUUAUCAUUAAUAGCUCCAUUUUAUCCUACAUAUGCUCAAAAAUUUGAUGUAACAGGAUCCUUAUUGGGACUUAUUUUUGGAAUUAAUCCAAUAGGAGGAAUGUUGUCUUCAUUAAUUGUUGGAAAAAUUCUAAAUAAUGUAAUUAAUUUAUACAUAUAUAAAGAACAAUCAAACUAAUCUUUUAUCAUUAGGAAUGCUUAUUUAAUCCAUUGGAUUGUUUUGUUAUCCACUUUUAACACUUACUACAGAUAGAACAAUAUUUAUUACCAUUUCAUUAUUAGGCAGAUUUAUAAGUGGAUUUGUAAAUUAUUAUCUAUAUAUUAUAGGGAUCUUAAACUUUUUUGACUCCACUUUAUGCUGCAAUCCCAUAAAAAUAUCCAGAAUCAGUUGAUUAAAAAAUGGCUAUUGCAGAAUUUUUUUCUUCUUUUGGAUUUCUAUGUGGACCAGUUAUAGGAUCUCUUUUAUACACUCUUGGAGGAUUCUCAUUUCCUUUUAUACUUUUUGCAUCUUGUUCUGUAAUCAUAGCCAUAAUAUUAAAAUUAAACAUUGGUAAAAGUGGAUAGAAAACAAUUGUUUAAAAUUCUGAACCUAUAUUAAAUGAGUAAUACAAUAUAAAUUAUUAAUCUGAAUCAAUACUUCAAAAUGAAUUAGUUGAAACAUCAAUUGGUUACACAUAAUUAAUUAAAUUAUUUCCAGUAAUCUCCUCAUUACUUAUUAUGUUGGCUUUAUGCAUAACUUUUACAUUUUAUUCACCAAUAUCAUCACUUUAUUUUGAAGAGUAAUUUAGUGUACCUCCAGAAAAUGUAGGUUAUUAUAUGGCAGCAACACCAUUAGCAUAUAGUAUAGGAGCUUUGAUAAUUUCAAGAAUAUCAAUUAAUAAACCAAGAGCUAUAUUUUCUGGGAUGAUUUUUGUAACAAUUUCAUAAUUUUUCAUGGGUCCUGAUCCAAUAAUGAAUAUUGAUCCAAGAGUUUAUAUUACUGUUAGUGCAUAAUUUAGUUAUGGAUUAUUUUCAGCUCCUCCUUAUAUAUUGGUUCUACCAUAUAUUACUGAAAAAUUGGAAUAAAAAUUUAAGAAGUCUGAUCAUGAAAAAUGUAUAUCAUUAGCAUCUGGUUUAUUUAAUGCUGUAAUUUCAGCAGGAGAAUGUUUAGGUCCAAUAAUUUCAGGUGGAAUGGCUGAGUUCUUUACAUUUUAGAGAGCAUGCAGUUUUUUGGGUUUAUAUUUAGUUCUCACAACUUUAUUAUUUUUCCCAAAUUUAUUAAUAUCAAAGAAAAAAUAUCAGAAAGCUUAAGUUAAAUCUUAUUAAGAAAAUUUGUGA